Podospora anserina S mat+ is the source of this 1470-nucleotide messenger RNA. RefSeq lists its product as uncharacterized. NCBI's taxonomy places the organism in Eukaryota, Fungi, Ascomycota, Sordariomycetes, Sordariales, Podosporaceae. The transcript has a single exon. The coding region runs from base 1 to 1470 and encodes 489 amino acids. The record is from RefSeq and is a predicted model, not a curated record. Gene Ontology annotation, molecular function: protein binding.
AUGUCCAAGCGCACUGCCGACGAAGACAGCGCCGGCCCCCUCAAGGGCCGCAGCCGCCCCGAUGCUAUGGACAUCGACGAUGACAAGACCAACGAGAUGGGCGAGUUCGAGGACGAGUUCGAGGAUGAGUUUGAGAGCGAGGACGAGAUCAUCGAGGCUGGUAUCGACGGCAGACCAGAUGCCGAACGAGAGGCUGAGGAGGGCGCUAUGGAGCUCGACAACCCCCAGGGCACAUUCAUCGUCGGCAGAACAAAACUCGAGCCUGGCCAGACCCUCUCUCCCGAUCCCACCACAUACCGCAUGCUUCACAACCUGAGCACACCAUGGCCAUGCCUCUCCUUCGACAUUAUCCGCGACGGGCUCGGCGACAACCGCAGCGUCUACCCCAUGACCAUGUACACAGUAGCAGGCACCCAGGCCGAGAACACAAAGGCCUUAGACAACUCUCUCAUGGUGAUGAAGCUGAGCGCCCUGAGCAAGAUGCAAGGCGGUGACGACGACGAUUCCAGCGACGACGAGGACGACGAUGAGGAUUCUGACCCUCUCCUUGAGCACAAGAGUAUCCCUCUCAAUAGCACCACUAACAGGAUACGAGCUCACCAGGCCCCUGCCACUGGUGCCUCGCAGACCCCGACCACCCUCACCGCGACCAUGACCGAGUCCACCAAUGUUUACAUUCACGACAUUACCCCCCACCUCGCCUCCUUUGAUACCCCGGGUACCAUCAUCACCCCCCAACAAAACAAGCCCGUCUGCACCAUCCGCGCCCACAAGUCCGAGGGUUAUGCUGUCGACUGGUCGACCCUUCACCCACAGGGAAAGCUCCUGACUGGUGACAACGACGGUCUCAUCUAUGUCACCACCCGCACCGACGGCGGCGGCUUUGUGACCGACAACCGCCCCUUCACCGGCCACACCUCCUCGGUAGAAGAGCUCCAAUGGUCGCCCUCGGAAGCCUCCGUUUUCGCUUCUGCUUCGUCUGAUGGCACCAUUCGCGUCUGGGAUGUCCGCAGCAAGGCCCGCAAGCCAGCUCUCAGCAUGCAAGUCAGCAAUGUCGACGUAAACGUCAUGUCCUGGUCGAGACAAACCACCCAUCUCUUGGCUUCCGGUGACGAUGCCGGUGUGUGGGGUGUCUGGGAUCUCAGACAAUGGAAGUCGGAUGGAAAGCCCACACCCAUCGCCAGCUUCGACUACCACAAGGAGCAGAUUACCAGUGUCGAAUGGCAUCCCACUGAUGACAGUAUCGUUGCCGUCUCUGCUGGUGAUAACACCGUCACCAUUUGGGACUUGGCCGUCGAGCUGGACGACGAGGAGAGCAAGGACACGGGUGGUGUUGCGGACGUGCCUCCCCAGCUUCUGUUUGUGCACUACCAGAACCUGGCCAAGGAGGUCCACUGGCACUCACAGAUUCCCGGCGUGCUGGCUGCCACAGGCGAAGAGUUUAGCGUUUUCAGGACUAUUAGCGUAUAG